AUGGCAACGACGGCGCAGCUCGUGCUGGACCGCACCGCUGCGGCGCGGCUGGCGCAGGACGGCGGGGCGCGCGAGCGGGCUGCGCUCGAUGCCCUCGUCGACGCGGUCCUGUAUCCUGCUGCUUCGACGUCGGCGCAUGCCCAUCCCAGCGCUGGCAAGAGAGGCCAUGGACAGGGACAGGGGCAGACACACAGAACAGGCGCCAUGAGCACGGCUGAACGCGUUCGGGCGCUGCGAUCCGGUGUGCGAUCAGGCGCAGCAGCGAGGCACGGAGAGACAGACAACGAGGAGGGAGGCGCACUGCGGUGCGAUGCGACGGGCACGCUCAGCUGGCGCACCGGCGGACAGCGCCUCGUGUGGACGCGCGGUGGGCAGGACGAGGUCGUGCGCCUGUUUGACUUUUCCCAGGCGGCCGCUGCCACUGCCGCUGCCACUGCGACAGAUCGGCCGAGGGGCAUCAUCGUUGACGCCGCGUGGGUGUGGAUCGACGUUGGGCCGACGUGGGACGAGCAGCUGCCAACUGCGAUGACCAGCUCGGUGGAGAGAAGAGAAGGAGACAGGCCAACAGCAGCAUCGGACGAAGUCACGUCGGCGCUCCAGAAGCUCUUUCGCGCCUCAGCCUCCCCUGCGCCCGCACCGGCGACAAAGACGAAGCGAAUGGGGGCGAGAGCGCCAGCAAGAGCACGAGCACGGGCACUGUGCAUCCUCGUCGGCAGCACGCUGCUGCUGCACCUGCCGCAGUCGGGCCAGGAGCACAUGCGCAAGCUCGACUUUCGCCCUGCGCGCCUCUUUGCCCUUGGUGGUGAGGGCGAGGGCGAGGGCGAGAGUGGCAGUGGGAGCAGCGGCGAUGGCAGGAGUGACGCCGGCUUCUUUGUCCAGCGCGAGGCCGAGGCCGAAGACCGCGUCGAGCGAUGGCGUGGCUCGGCAGGCGACGAGACAAUGGCAGACGACGACGACGAAGAAGCAGGCCCGCUCUCGACGCUCUUCUACCUGCGCAGGCCCUUUGACGACUUCAAGCCCGUCGAUGUCGUGAGCGCCCUCUGCGAUGGCGACGAUGUCGAAGGCGUGCGCAGACGAGCGGUGGGCCGACCGGUGCCGUUCAACCGCAUCGAGGAGCGCGUCAUCUUUGUCGCCCCCGACAGCCGCACCCCGCUCCUCGUCGCUCUCGAUGCGCGCAGGAGGGUGGUGGUCAUCUAUGCAUACAUGCACGGCCGUGCGCCUAUUCUCUUGGAGGAGGAGGGGGAGGAAGAGCAGCAAGUGGGCAUGGAGAAGAAGGCGAUGGUGGCAAGCAAGAGGAGGCCGCCUUCGAUGGUGGUCCAGCAGCAGCAGCAGCGCAGACGAAGCUCGCGCCUGCUCGAGUCUGCCGGUGCUGGGGCUUCCGCGGGCGAGGACAUGGGCGUGCGACGCCGCAGCGCCCGCUUCUCGUCGCUGCCCAUGCAGCAGCAGCAGCAGCAGUACGCCACCACGACGCCGCGCCAUCCCUCCUCAUCGUCGUCGUCGUCGUCAGCAGCAGCAGCCACGGCGACGGUGCAACGAGCUCACCACCACCACCGACCGCCUGCACAGACGCCGGCGCGGGCGCUGCUGGGCGAUGCCGACGAGGCGCGCCGCCGCGAUGGCGACUCGGCCGAGGUGCGCGACGCCGACAUGGAGGAGAUGCUCAACGUCUUUGAGGAGCUCGAUGCACGCAGCGGCAGCCCGCGGCGCAGUGGCACCCCGCGGCCGCGCGCCUCGUCGCACAUGGCUGCCGUCGCCAGCAGCAGCGACGGUGCGGCCGCAUCAGACGCCGUCGCCUCGUCGUCCUUUGCUGCUGCUACUGGUGCGGCACCGGCUACGGUGACGCGGCGACGAGCGAGCGUCAUGGCGCGCCUCGCCUCCAACUCAUCGAGCGGUCCGGCCAUGCGCAGGCAGGCCCGUCCCUCUGGCGUAGCUGGUCCUCGUGAUGAUGACUUGGAUGCGCCAUCGCAGCAGCAGCACCAGCACCAGAGACGCACCAGCAGCCGCCGAUCGGCAGUCGCUGGCUCGGGACAGGCUGUCGUCGCACCAGCAGCAGCAGCAGUAGUAGCAGCACCAGCAGCAAGUGGCCAAGAAGGACCGGGCCUCGAGUGUUUUGGCCGCUUCGCCCAGGGCUUUGCCUACCUGGCGCCCCUGGCAGAGAUUGCGCUUGACGAAGGCGAGGGAGACGACGAGGGCGAUGUCGAGGCUUUCACCAGCCGCGAUGGUGCCGUGCUGUACGUCCAUCGGCGGCGCAGGGGUGUGCUGCUGCGCAGGUGGGUGCGCCGCGAUGCGCUUGGCCAACUGACCCUCGUCGAAGAGCACGACGACGAGAGGGAAAGCCACGGAAGCGAAAUGCGAGGCGUGGCGCGCGCCGUGCCAGUGGGUUCGCGCGCGAGAAAGGACCUGCUGUUCAUCGCCGACGACGGUGCCGGCGCACUGCGGCUGCGGCUGGGUCCAGGCGUCGAGCUGGACAUCGAGGUGGAGCGUGCCGUCGCCAUCGACUGGCGCACGGCCACGCUGACGAGCACGUGGGCCGGCGACGACGACGGCCUCGAGCUUGUGCGCAUCCACCACGGUCAGGCGCGGUCAGUCGCUGAGCUACAGCUGCAGCUCGAGCCGCGGUGCCGGCUCAGCAGGCUUGUUCUUGAUGCCUGCCUCGUCGCCGCUGCCUCGCCGUCGGCGGGUGCCAGGCUGCGCCGGGCGUGGUUCGUCGCCCGGCGCAGCACGGCGCCUGCCGCGCGCACGCGGAGCGACUGGGACAUAGUCGUCGACGUUGUGCUGGGCCGCGAUGCUGUCGAUGCCGACCACGGUCGACGGCACAACGACGCGCCGCUGCUCGUGCUCCUCGAGACGCUCGCCCAGGACGCGCGCCUGGACACGGUGGCGAUGCACGACGACGUGCCCCGGCUCGCGCGCCUCAUCACGCGCCUCGCCCAGCGCAGCCACUGGGCCCACGUCGUCGACUACUGGGCCCGCCUGGUGCCCGGCUGCUGGCUCGCCUGUGCUCGUGUCGAGCACACCGCCGAGGCCGACUACGAGCCCGUGGGCGACAUCUACCGCGACGCGCAGCAGCUCGUCGAGGGGCGGCGCGUGCCGCUGCCUGGCACACGCGACGCGCGCAUACAGAGUCUUAUCCCCCGGACGGUGCGCCUCUUUCGCGUCCUGGCUGCGUUUGCAAUCAACACGGCCGAGACUGAGAUGGAAGGCGACACGCAGAUGGAGACGGGGAUGCAGCCGAUCAGAGGAGAAGAGAAAGCAAGGACAGACCAGAAAAGGACAGACGGGAAAGAGGAGCGCGACCGGCGCGUCGUCGACGCCAUGCUCGAUGCUGGCCUCGACGCGCCGGGCGAGAUGGACCGACUGCCCCGGCGGAUCGCUGCGCCCCUGCUCGGCGCCAUGGCCCGCUGCCGCACCGCUGGUCCUGCGCGCUGGACGAGCCGGGCGUAUGCGUUUGUGGGUCGCGCCGACCUCGCACGCCAGAUGGACCCGGACCAGGUGCCCGUCGGCCCGCGCCUCGAGCCCGUUCACAGCAGCAGCAGCGACGGGGCAUUUUCACAGCAGCAGCAGCAGCAGCCACUCCAGCUGGACGCCGUCUGCGGCAUGAUCUUUGGCGCCGACGCACGGCUGCGCGACGUGGGCGAGAUGCUGCAGAGCGGGCGGGCCGUCACCGUCGCCAGCCCGGCCACCGAGGGCGUGUCCGAGGACCGGGCGGGGGAGAUGCAGCGUGCGCUCCUGCUCACCGUCACGGAGCGCAUCAAGGCCACGCCGCUCGGCCGCAGCCUGCUCACCGUCGCCUCGCGGCCCUACCAGCCCUGGCUGCGCUUCCCCACGGAGCGCGUGUGCAUGGCUGUGCGCAUGCUGGGCAACGUCGUUGUCAGCCACCGCGAGCCCGACGCCGAGAGCGCCGAGAUGGAGUGGCCCGAGUUUCAUGCCGGCGUCGCCAGCGGCCUCUCGCUCUGCCUCGAGCGGGGCGACACCGUCGAGAGCGGCUGGAUCUUCAGCAACUCGUCGAUGGCAAAUGCGGCAGGAGGACCAGCAUCAUCAGCAGCAGCAGCAGCAGUCCCAGCACCAGCACAGCCAGCGAUGACGGCCAGGCACGCCGGUUUCGUCCUCGGCCUCGGCCUGCUCGGCCACCUGCGCCACCUCGGCCGCAUCCACGCCUUUCGCUACCUCAAGGAGCGCCACGGCCCGACGUCGAUUGCGCUACUCGUCGGCCUCGGCGCCUCGUUUCUCGGCACGCGCGACCUCGUCGCACGCACGCUGCUCUCCAUGCACCUCCAGGUCGCCCUCCCGCGCGAGGCGGUGCCGCUGCGCACGACGAUGCUCACCCAGGCCGCCGCGCUUGUGGGUAUGGGUCUGCUGCAUGCGGCCACCGACGACGCCUGGGCUGCGCGCACCGCGCUCAGGGCCCUCGCUGCGCGCCGCGUCACGACCGACGACAGCCAGAUGGUCGCGCGCGAGUGCUACUGCCUCUGCGCCGCCUUUUCACUGGGCCUCACCCUGCUUGCGUCAGCCAGGCGGUCUGCUUCCAAGACGACGACGACGACGGAGCUGGAGCGCGACGUCGUGGCCCAGCUCGAGGCACUCAUGACGCGCCGCCGCAGCCCCGCCUCGGACGAUGGCGAUGAAGACGACGACGGCUCAGACGACGGCGGCGGCGAGACUGCUUCAGCACUGUCCGCGGAAGAAGAGGAAGAAGACGACGAGUCACAGGCGACGGGCUCGUCGGCAGCCGGCGACGCCCACGGCCGGGCCGAGCGCGAGGGCCCCUUUGACUGGCGGCCCGAUGCCUCCAUCACCGAGGUGCCCGCCCUCGUCGCCCUCGCCCUCGUCUUUCUCCGCAGCGGCCGGCGCGACGUGGCCGACAAGAUUGCGAUGCCGCGUGCCUCGCGCGACCUUGAUGCUAUCCGGCCUGACGUCGUCCUCGCCCGCGUCCUCGCCCGCAGCCUCAUCCUCCUCGACGACGUGGCGCCCACCCAGGCCUGGCUCGACGCCUGCGUGCCUGCCUUUCUCCGCGACGCACGUCGCGCCACGGCGCCCCAGUCGCACCAGCUCGCCCUGUACAACAUCCUCGGCGGCGCCGCCUUUGCGCUCGCGCUCAAGUAUGCCGGCUCGGCCUAUCCACAAGCCGUCGCCACCCUCGAGGCGAACCGGGCCAUGCUCGCGCGCCUCGUCGACGAGGCCACUGUCAGCAGCACCGACAGCGGCGACUACUUUGCCCGCAUCCGGCUCCAGACGCUGAGCACCGUCUGCGACGUCGUCACAAACGGCCUCUGCCUCGUCCUCGCCGGCCGCGGCUCCGUCGACGUGCUCAAGGUGCUGCGCCGGAACCUGUAUCGGAGUGCGGCUGCUGCUCCUCCUCCAGGCCAGGGCUACGGCAGCUUCAGCGCGACGACGCAGGCGCUCGGCACCCUCUUUCUCGGUGGCGGCCGCCUGACCUUUGCUGCGUCCGACCUCGGCCUCGCGGGCCUGCUCAUCGCCUACUUUCCGCGCUACCCCACGGGCACGGGCGCCGGUGCAAGCGCAGGUGCAGGUGCCAGUGCCGACCAGCGCGCCUACCUCCAGGCCUGCCGCCACCUCUGGGUGCUCGCCGUCGAGCCGCGCCUGCUCGUUGUGCGCGAUGUCGACGACGGCCGCAUCCUCAAUGGCGUUGCUGUGCGCAUCACCACGCGUGGCAGGAAUCCAGGGCAGGGCGCGCACCAGCUUGAGCAAGAGAAGGAGCGCGUCUGCACGACGCCGUGCCUGCUCCCGGACCUCGCCGACGUCGCCUCGCUCGAGGUCGUCGAUCCCGCGGGACGCUUCUGGAGCAACCGCGUCGUUCUUGACGGCGCCGGUGCGAGCGAGGCGGCGCGUGCGCUCGUCUGGACGCGCACGCUCUAUGUCCAGCGUCGCCCGUCGCAGCGCCACAAGGACGAUGAUGGAGCAGGGCAGGGCCAGGUUGAGGGCGCAGGAGGGGCACGCAUCAGCAAGCGGCGCGAAGCCACGCCUGCUGAACGGGAACGGCUGCGCGCCUAUGCGCUCUCGAUCGGGCAGGCGCCGGCGCAUUCAUCGUUGUCGUCGCCGCCGCCGCCGUGCGAAAUGACGCGCGCACUGGCGGCCAGCCUCGCGCGCUUCGGCGUGCCACCCUACGGUGUGCUCUGCCAGCUGCGCAUGCUCGUCGAGCGCGAGCGCGAGCACGAGCGCGAGACGGGCGCGGCGACGAGGGUGCAGCUCCGGCUCAUGGCACGCCUCGCGGUGCGCGCCUUGUCGGGCCAGCAGGACGACGUCGAUGGCGAUAUCCUCGAUCUCUUUGUAGAUGCCUGGUCCCCCACUGUACAGUAG
This is a messenger RNA of Acaromyces ingoldii, 6318 nucleotides long. RefSeq lists its product as hypothetical. The coding region runs from base 1 to 6318 and encodes 2105 amino acids. Gene Ontology annotation, biological process: protein K11-linked ubiquitination; metaphase/anaphase transition of mitotic cell cycle; anaphase-promoting complex-dependent catabolic process. Gene Ontology annotation, molecular function: molecular adaptor activity. The record is from RefSeq and is a predicted model, not a curated record. Lineage: Eukaryota; Fungi; Basidiomycota; Exobasidiomycetes; Exobasidiales; Cryptobasidiaceae. Gene Ontology annotation, cellular component: anaphase-promoting complex. The transcript has a single exon.